CAAAGGACCCCGCUGACAUUCCAACUUUUGAUGAGUGGAAGAAACAAGUCAUGGAAGUGGAGAAAGAAAAAAGCCAGUCUUCGCAUGCCUCAGUCAAUGGGGGGCAGCAUACAGUAAAGGUCCAAAAGAAUAGGAACAAUUAUGCGUCUGUGGAGUGUGGUGCAAAGAUACUAUCUGCCAACCCUGAGGCCAAGAGCACAUCAGCAAUACUUAUAGAAAACAUGGACCUGUACAUGUUAAACCCAUGUAGCACAAAAAUUUGGUUUGUGAUUGAACUUUGUGAACCAAUCCAAGUGAAGCAGCUAGACAUUGCG
Messenger RNA from Staurois parvus, 314 nucleotides. The record is from the annotation of a GenBank genome assembly. NCBI's taxonomy places the organism in Eukaryota, Metazoa, Chordata, Amphibia, Anura, Ranidae.